Messenger RNA from Triticum urartu, 1025 nucleotides. NCBI's taxonomy places the organism in Eukaryota, Viridiplantae, Streptophyta, Magnoliopsida, Poales, Poaceae. The record is from RefSeq and is a predicted model, not a curated record.
GCCACGGUGUGGCAGUCGUUCGACCACCCCACGAACGCGCUCCUCGUCGGGCAGUCGCUGAAGCACGGCGCUCGGCUCACCGCCAACGUGUCGGCCGCGGACUGGCGCGAUGGCCGGCUCUACCUCGCCGUCGGCGAUGACGGCCUGAGCGCCUACGUCAACGCCGCGCCGCCUCAGCGCUACUACCAGCUCGGCCUCAGCGAGACCUCACCCGGCGCCUACGCAACGUACACCAAUGGCAGCCUCACGGUGUCCGCCCGGCCCGGAGCCCCGCCUCUGGCAGCCAUGGAGCUGCCCACCGUCGGCGCCGGCACGGUGCAGUACAUGCGGCUGGAGCACGACGGCCACCUCCGGAUCUACGAGUGGCGCUCGGGCUGGGCGCCGGUGUUCGACGUGCUGCGCCUCUUCCCGGAUGGCGGCUGCGCAUUCCCGACAGCGUGCGGCGCGUACGGCGUGUGCACGGCCGACACGCAGUGCAGCUGCCCCGACGCGGCCAACUUCCGGCCGGUGGACUUCCGGAGGCCCAACCGCGGCUGCGUCCCGACCACGCCGCCUCCAACGUCGUGCCGCCCGUCGCGGCGGCCACGCACGCAGCACCGGCUGGUGUCGCUGCCGGGCACGGCCUACUUCAACGACCACGGCACGAGCAUGCGCGCCGUGGAGAGGGUAAGCGAGGAGGCGUGCAAGAAGGCGUGCCUGGACGACUGCGCCUGCGCGGCGGCGCAGUUCUACUACGGCCCGGACGCCGGCGACGGGUCAUGCUACCUGCAGUCGGAGGUGUUCUCGAUGCAGACGGUGCAGCCGGACGUGGUGCACUACAACUCCACCAUGCAUAUCAAGGUGCAGGUCAAGCCUGCCAGGAACUGAUGACUCCUGAACACUAUACGCACAUAAUACAGUAGCAUAUGGCAUUGUCCUUGAAAAUAUGACACGAAUAAAGUUCUGGGACAUAUAUAUGUACAAAUUCCAAUAUUGAAAAAAACGGCAUGAAUCAUCUCUCCAUUCUCUCUACAUUGAGUACCUCA